GAAAAGUGUCCCGUCAGAUGAUAAGGGGUGUUGGAUUGAUUAUAUUCCCAUCUGGACCAUUUAAACCAAGAGACGGUGGUGGUUGGUCGAGUGACAGCAAGUAUUCACUCUGAAUAUUUGCCGGAAGGGUUUACUGCCAUUCUUAAUUGCUUGAUCUUCAACUUCACAAACUUCAGAAAUAUUGUGUUUUGCGACAAGUCAAAAUAUCUAGCUGUUUUCCGUCUCAAGUAUCUUUUGACGGUCUUGGAGGACCACGCAUUCGCAAGGUAUUUGAUUUCUAGAAUAGAAAAUCCUUUCGAGAAAUUGGCUGUAAGUUCUUCAUUUCAACUUUGUCUAUCUCUGGAGGGCGGUCUUUUGCGACAGCAUGUGUUGUUCCCACCUUCCUUUACCUUACAACCUUCCACUUCAAAGGUUUGCAAGAGCAAAAAUUGCACUUUCCUGCCCGAAAUCUCCAGAAAGACAACGGGCUACUGGAGAGAACAUCAUUGUCAAGCCAAUACCUUGAAUGACAACCAAUUUCAUUUGUGCGAUAUAUGCAGAAGGAAGAAGAGGAACAACUUGUCCAAGGAAUCCAAAAGAAAAUCUACAAAUAGGAGGUGAACGACCAUUGGGCAGUAUGGAUCCCAUUUUCAAGCCGCCAAUCUGGAGGAAAUUCGAGAAUGGUGACAGAACAAGAAGUUCUGGAGAAGCAGACAACAGCACCAUCUCGAGUCCGAAUUCAGAUACGGACGAAAUAGAUAGUAUUCUUAAACAAUACGAAACACCAGCCUCCAAGAAGAAGGCGAUGAAUCUUGUGGUCAUGAAUGGUUCGGAAUCUGAUGACGCCGAAGUAACUUCAAAAACGACCACUCAGAAGCGAGCCUUGAUUAUUGCCAGUACCUCACUUAAAUAUGAAGAUAUUCAACCUCUGGAAUCAAACUCAAAAGUCUCCACUACCAACAACAACAUCCACCAGCCAAGCCAGCAACGGUGUAUCUAUGAAAAGCGCAGCAGUGAAGGAGCGCAUAUAUCACUUCCCAGACCAUCAUUCGUCGACGAUAUUGAAUCUGUCAGCUCGAAAUCAACGGUCUCAGCAAUCCAUCACCCCCGAAUGAAUCUUCAGCAUGUUUCCGAGACAGAUGGACACUAUGAGGUUAGGAUAGACAAAACGUUUCAGGAAAGAAGGGUUGAGCCAAAAUUGGGGUCGAAUACUGCCAUCUCCCAUAUAGAUGACUUGGGAGAGCCAGAGACAAGUAACAUCCACUUCCAAAAAGUUUCCAAUCUUGCGAACAUCGAAAUAUGUAAUGCGAAUGACGAGAAACCAACAAUUCAGCACAUCAAUGAUUUUGAUAGCUUAGACGAUCACAGUCCAAUAACUUUGGUUGAUGAUGCGCCAAAGGAGGGAAGUACGGACUCAAGCAAGAUUGUGCAGCCGGUCAAGUGGAGGUUUGCGAAUCGUUACUGGAAAAAUACCAGCACCCGAAUUUCUCGAACGGCGCAAUCCUCCGAAGCAUUCAAAGAGACCGGUGCAAAGAUGACCAAAUCUGCUUUACAAGGAGGCAAAAAACCUGUGAAUAGGCUGGGAAAUGCACAAAAUACUCCUUCACAUUCACACGCCCGGUCACUCGAGCCCUUCAAUCUUCAACCCGAACGACCCAACAAGAAGCAAAGAACAGAACAAACACUUCUAAGCAAUGGAACAGUCGGUGGGCCAGAUCAGUUUGAGCAUGAAGCAAAUCAGGGUCAGGGACCUGUGAGCCAGACACCUACACAGAGUCAGUACAAUAGCUCGCCUCACCAAAAAAAUGACAUUUGCCCAAGAUUCAAGUCUUUUCAGGAGUACUCCGUAGCUGAAUACCAAGCGGUCAAUAACUUAGUGAAGCCGCGGAAGGAAAAGCGAAAGAGGCAUAAAGUUAACUCUGACCACCAUUCAGAAAGCCAGGUUCACACUCACGGAAAUGCUGGUUUCAAAGCACAACAGACCGCCAACGCUAAGAGACUUACAAACGGUUCACAUCUGGAGGACAUCAGAGACCCUAUAGCUAAUGAAGAAGAUGAGCUGCAAGCUCCACACUCUACCUCAAAAAUCGUUCCUCGAGUUGUAAUUCCGCCUAUUGGCAAUUCACACCUUGCAGCCGCACACCAAGCUCCACAGGUAAGAGCAAUCGAGCCCCAGAAAUCGUCGUAUGCCUCAAACUCGCAACUCGAAAAGCGCAUUCCACCCAAUUCUGUACAAGAUAGACGUGUAUUGGGAGAGUUGCAACUAGCGGACGGCAGUGAGGAUGAGCUCUCGCUAGGGAACCCACCCGAAGUUUCGCAUGUAAAACAGGCCGAUAGAUCACGGCAAACCCCGGAAGUCAAUCACUACGACGUUGAGGAUGAUAUCGACAUGGAACCGAGCCUUGAUAGAAGGGGUGACAUGACCCAAUGGGGCAAUGGUACAUCUGAUGACAAAAAAUUACAACAACGGGACCACGGGAAAUCGUUUGGAGUUCGAAGUGUCUUCUCACCAACUUUUUAUUGGCAUCGGCCAGGUAAAAUACAGAAGUGGUGCGUGGUUCUGGAUAAAUCUGGAGUGAUUAGUCUUGUGAAUGACAAGGGGAUAAUUUCAGAUUUCUCUAUCAAAGCAAGUACUAUUCAUGAAAUAACAGUUGGACGCGAUUCUUGUAAAUUGGUCAUCCGAAAACCUCAGAAGUCUGGCCCCAUGAAAGACGCCGACAUGCUCAUAGAAUUUUCCGGAAAUCAGGAAAUUGAUAAUUUCCUUAAGUUGGUCAAGCCAUUCAUAAAACACGUUGAAGUCAAAUGGGUGGAAUCUUCUGAAAUUGAUCAAAGGUUUCAUCGUACCCGCGAAAACCUCGACAAGAGAACUGACCAAGCAGCUAAAAAACGAAGCAGAGCCGAAAGCCAGCCUGAAGAUGUUCAACUUUUGUCGUCAAAUCAAGACAGACGAACAGCACAGCGAACCCAAUUUCUCGAGCACGACGAUCAGCAUGAUCAGCAUGAUCAACAUCACAAUCUCUCAAGAGCAAAGAGGCAGAAAAUUCAUGAAAAGAUGCAGAUGCCGCCCUCUCAACAAAAUAAGAAUGAUACUUCCGAUUCAAUUGAACCCGUUGAAUUUUACACACCAUCGAGCAAACCUAAUGAAACUCGUGCUUCAUUACGAAGCUCUGACAGGCCAAAGUCAUACAACCCGAUCCCCGAGGCAAGAACCCCCAGCCCAGAACGCUGGUCAGAUGUCAAUAGGGCCUGGGGAAAGAAAUGGGAGAAAUCUGUGGUAUAUCCUAAGAGCGGUAAGAAGACUGCUACCGUUGAUAAGCAAGACAUUCAUAGGCUUGACGAUGGAGAGUUUCUGAACGAUAAUCUUAUCAUGUUCUAUCUUCUCUGGCUCGAGCAGCACCAUCCUGAGCUGGCUACUCGUGUUUAUGUUCAUAACACGUUUUUCUACGCAAGCUUAACCAAGGCUGCAAAAGGCAAGAAAGGGAUCAACUAUGAGGCUGUUGAGAGAUGGACAGCGAAAGUUGACCUCCUGUCUUACGAUUAUAUUAUUGUUCCCGUCAAUGAGAACGCUCAUUGGUAUAUGGCGAUCAUAUGCAAUGCACCCAGACUUCUGAACCUGGAGAUCAGGCAGUCGUCGCAACCUACCGAGAAUGGUGCGCAAUCUGAACACGAUAGAGAAAUAGAGUCUCGCAACGCAAGCAAACUCACUACACCCUCGAAAUCACCGCAGUCUACCCCCAUGAGAUCUGUAAGUGAUAAAGAUGAGACUAGUGUAGACAAUAGCUUUGGAGAGUUGUCAUUAGCACAUGGCGAGGAGACCGGAGCUCCAAUAAAUCUCGAAAAUGCAAAGAGUUCCCCUCCCAGUCACCAAGGAUUGCCAUCUACUUCGCUGGAAAUGGAUCGGGACGGUACCGCUGUAGACAAGUCUGGCAAAAAUGUGAUUGAUUUAGCACAAACGAGCUCGCCACCGGCAAAAUCAAACUUCACGGCAAAGGGCAAAAGAAUUCCCCCAAUUCGCGCAUAUGACCCAAAGCAGCCUAGAAUCAUCACCUUUGACUCGCUUGCUUUGAAGCACCCCAAUACCUGUAGCAACCUAAAAGAUUACAUGGUCGCCGAAAUUAAAGCGAAGAAAAAAAUGUCAAUCACACCCCCUAAACCCAUUGGUAUGGCGGCAAAAACACAGGACAAAGACAAUGCUACGGGAAGAUAUCUGGGUAAAGGUCUUCCUGUACAAGGCAAUUUUUGUGAUUGUGGCGUGUACCUGCUAAGCUACAUUGAGGAAUUCUUUGAACGUCCUGAUAGUUUUAUCGAAGAUAUCAUGGAGAACAAGUACGAAGUUGAUGGUGAUCGGAAUGAUACACCUGCAUUUCGUACUAAGAUCCGCAAUAUUCUUUUUGAGCUUCAGGAGGAGCAAGUUCAAGAAGCACAUGCAGCCAAAAUGGCUAAAUUGGCCAAAAAGGCUAAACGGGGGAAGGAUGUUCCAUUCACGACUGCCAACAAGACUGAGCUGUCAAAGCCACAAACAGUCUCUGGAUCUGAGUCAAGUAUUGCCCAACAAAAGUCUAUUGCCAACACCUCUACUAUCAAUGAACGUCACAAUUGUGAUGAUACCUUGACAGAGACGAGGGAUUUUCCAAAAUCGUUGUCAAAAGCCAAGGAGGUUAUCAAUAUUAGUGACAGCCAGGAUACUCUUCAAGAACAAUCUCAAGAGAGUCCUACAUCAAUUUCUCUUAAAGUUAUACAUGAUAAGCCAAUUGAAGAGCAAUCUAGGUCAAGAGGUCGUAACAGAGAACCCCGCCAAACUACUCAUACUGUGGCUAAUACUUCGAAGUCUCCUAUGCCCCUUGAGAUCCGUGAUUCCCAAGAAGACGAAGAAAUACUAAAGGAAAUUAUGGCUCAUCACUUGUUGGCAAAAACCCCACGGAGGAAGGCCUCUGUCAUUGAUCUCGAGAAAGAAGAGUCUCAUAAGGGCGAGGAACCGACUGGACAAGAAUCUCGAAGUGGUAAAAGUUUGCUUGGCAAUGCUGUUAAUGUUGUUGGUGCUUUUUGCAACUUGAUCAGCAAACCGACGGGCCAGGCAGCUGUACAAGGCGAAGUGUCCAGACUUCUACCUGCGCGCGAAUCCCGCGGAGAGGAAUGUGUCAAAGCUAUGGAAAGUCCAUCGCGUUCUGGUAUUAAUUCGCCUCGACAAUUGGAAAGUGAUAUACAACUGAGACGAAAUGGAACAGUUUUACGUUCCCCAUCGUCAGAGCAGCGUGGUUCGGAUUUGGCACCAUGGACAGGGUCAAAAUUCAAUGAGAACGCGGUGGAUCUGACUGGUGAUGACCCGAUGCCUUCGGAUCAGCCUGAAGAUAGUUUCUCAAAUCUUGAACCAUUUCCGCCUUCCCCGCCGGCAAUUAGUCUGCGAAAGCAUGAUCAUUCAAAAACCAAAACACCUGUCUUGGCAAACUUCGCUCGACGAAAUACUAGCUCUGAAACAAAGGAUUCCUUAAAACGCUUUCAAGAUCCUGCCAUGGAAAACUUUUUAAACAAUAAAUCAUUGACUGGGCGAGAUCCUGCAGAAAUAAAGAUGAUUGCUCAGUGUAGGCGUUGAGACAUCAUCAGUUCUACUACGACUUAACAAAACGUUUCUUUUUUUCGGGAGCCGACGGCGUUCUAGAUUUUUUUAUGGCAUACCCAAUGAGUCUUUUUGCAUUUUAACUUUCGGCUCAUCUCAUACUACAAUUGCUUAGGGUUGUAUUGCUCCAUCACUUUUCAAUUUGAUGGAUAGGCGUUUUUUUUUAUGGCGCUGUGAGCAAAGGAUAGCAUUAUGCUGGUCGGAGUUGGUACGGCGGAUACAAACGGAGUGGGAAGGGACUUUUCGAAAGAGAAUUAUUGAUAUGGACUGGGACAAUUGGCUGGAUGGUUGGGUCUUCAGUACAGGAUCAGAGGGAAGAAUAAUAUCUCUGCAGCUUACUGGGGGUGAAUUAGCGUGGCUAGAUAGACAUUUAGGGCAAAUCAUAACAAUUUGCCAUGGUAGAUUGGGACAAUAAAUAAUGUAUACGGGCUUUAGUGUCAGUUCAAGAGCGUGCUAUGUAACCGGGUUGGAAGCAGAGUGUCCAAUAGUCCGGACUGCAGUCUAAUAAUGAAGAUUAUCCAAUCUCCA
Molecule: messenger RNA, 6121 nt
Organism: Botrytis cinerea B05.10
Lineage: Eukaryota; Fungi; Ascomycota; Leotiomycetes; Helotiales; Sclerotiniaceae
Gene: Bculp2
Product: Bculp2
Exons: 8
Coding region: 506-5569 (1687 amino acids)
Biological process (GO): protein desumoylation
Cellular component (GO): nucleus; cytoplasm
Molecular function (GO): SUMO-specific endopeptidase activity
Source: RefSeq, a predicted model, not a curated record